AUGUUCGUCAAGCAUGCGUGGUUGACGUUCUAUUACGGUCUCGCACGGAGCCGAUGUCAACGAUACUUCAUCCACUUCAUGCAGUUCGUCGCCGCCGGCUUUGGCAUCAGCUCUGUGUUCGUCAUAUUGCUGCAGUGUAUCCCUCUCAGCCACAUGUGGAAUCCACUCGCAAGUCCUGACGCCAAGUGCGUCGACAUCAUGACCUUCUUCUAUUGCAAUUCCAUCAUCAUGAUUGUCAACGAUGUCAUCCUGUACCUGAUCCCAAUGGUACUGCUCCGCAACGUCGACAUGGUGAAGCCGCACCGAUUGGGCUUAUAUGCUUUGUUCGCCUUGGGACUACUUGUUGUCGUUGCAAGCAUCCUGCGUCUCGUUGCUCUCGUCCACCUCGACAGGGGCGGCAGCGUCUCAGAAAACUACGCCUUGGUCUAUCUCUGGGCAGCCGUGGAAAACCACAUCGGCAUCUGGGCCGCCUGUGGCGGCGCCAUCAAGCAGAAAACCCUAUCUGCAUUGCACAAAAUCCGAAGAUCCUACAGCGGCGCCAGAUACCACUCGGACGACAAGUCGUCGUCACCGACACAGGUCUCGACCACGUUGGCUCGCAGCCAGUGCACCGAGGACCGGGCCUUGUACGAGCGUACAGACAGUAUGCAGGAACAUGCAUCUAGCUUUGGCAGCAAGUCUCCGCAGACGCUGUAUGAGAUGCAAUCGGUGCCUGACUCGCCGACCAAGUCCAUCUCUAUCGAGCAUGAAAAGCGGCUUGAUGUUUGA
This is a messenger RNA of Exophiala dermatitidis NIH/UT8656, 768 nucleotides long. RefSeq lists its product as uncharacterized. The coding region runs from base 1 to 768 and encodes 255 amino acids. The record is from RefSeq and is a predicted model, not a curated record. NCBI's taxonomy places the organism in Eukaryota, Fungi, Ascomycota, Eurotiomycetes, Chaetothyriales, Herpotrichiellaceae. The transcript has 3 exons.